Messenger RNA from Drosophila subpulchrella, 513 nucleotides. RefSeq lists its product as uncharacterized. NCBI's taxonomy places the organism in Eukaryota, Metazoa, Arthropoda, Insecta, Diptera, Drosophilidae. The record is from RefSeq and is a predicted model, not a curated record. The transcript is spliced from 3 exons. Bases 1 to 513 code for a protein of 170 amino acids.
AUGGAAAAAAACAUAGAGGAGCUGCUGGCGGAAGUUAAGGGUAUCAAGGAAGGCCUCAAUGCCCUUACAGAGGCUGUGGGCUCCCUAACGGCCUACGUAAGGCAGUCGGCCAAAGUGGAGACGAGACGAGUCGAGACCAUGGAGAGCUCCUUCCCCCUAAACACUGCCGAGGACCUCCAAGAGAUCGACGGAAAACUAGGGGACCCACAUUCGGAGAACUAUACAAAGCUGAUGGUGACAUUACUAAAAAAUGGAAGGCUGAGCCGUUCCAUAUUAAACGUGAUGUCAGAGGACAUUGUUCUGUCCCACAAUUUGGAGGGGGGCCAGAACAAGAAGAAGCUCAAAGCUUACCCAAACUGCGUACCCGCCUUGUUAAAUGCAAUAGCUCUAGUGGAGCCCUCGGAGCCUCCCGCAAAGGCACUGCUAAAAGCAAUGAGGUGCGUUAAAAACUUAAGUUGCACAAAAAAAAGUCAACGCCGGCCCCAGAUGCUGAAGAGCCAACGACCCCGCUAA